GCUUCCUGCGGCUUCCCGUAGUCCCACUGGGUCUCGCGAGACCGAGGCAGAAGGCCUCCGAGAGCGCUUCCGGGAGGUUACCGUGGCGGCUUCGGCCUGCGGGAGUCGGACCCUGGCGGGCUCGACAUGGAUCGCGACUUGCUGCGGCAGUCGCUGGGCUGCCACGGCCCGGCGCUGCUGUCGCUGCUGCGGAGCGAGCAGCAGGACAACCCGCACUUCCGGAGCCUGCUGGGCACGGCGGCCGAGCCAGCCCGCGGCGCGGCGGCGCCUCAGGGAGCCGGCAGGAAAGAGAAGAGAGUUGACAACAUUGAAAUACAAAAAUUCAUCUCCAGAAAAGCAGAUCUGCUUUUUGCACUGUCUUGGAAAUCAGAUGCGCCUACACCCUCUGAAGUCCAUGACGACAAUGACAAUCAUUAUGCGGUCAUGCCACCUUUAGAGCAAUUCAUGGAGAUCCCAAGCAUGGACCGGCGAGAACUGUUUUUCCGAGAUAUUGAACGUGGUGAUAUAGUGAUUGGAAGAAUCAGCUCUAUUCGGGAAUUUGGUUUUUUCAUGGUGUUGAUCUGUUUAGGAAGUGGCAUCAUGAGAGACAUAUCUCACUUAGAAAUCACAGCUCUUUGUCCCUUAAGAGAUGUGCCUUCUCACAGUAACCAUGGAGAUCCUUUAUCUUAUUACCAAACUGGUGACAUAAUUCGAGCUGGAAUCAAGGAUAUUGACAGAUAUCAUGAAAAGCUUGCAGUAUCUCUGUAUAGCUCAUCUCUUCCACCACACCUAUCUGGCAUUAAACUAGGUGUGAUUACUUCUGAAGAUCUACCUUUGUACUACAGGAGGAGUGUUGAACUAAAUAGUAAUUCUUUGGAGUCCUACGAAAACAUCAUGCAAAGUUCUCUGGGAUUUGUUAAUCCAGGAGUAGUUGAAUUCCUUCUAGAGAAACUAGGAAUAGAUGAGUCUCAUCCACCAUCUUUAAUGAGAGGCCUACAAAGCAAAAAUUUCUCUGAGGAUGAUUUUGCUUUGGCUUUGAGAAAGAAGCAGUCAGCAUCGUGGGCUUUGAAAUGUGUGAAGAUUGGGGUCGAUUAUUUUAAGGUUGGGCGACACGUGGAUGCUAUGAAUGAAUACAAUAAAGCUCUGGAAAUAGACAAACAAAAUGUGGAAGCUCUGGUAGCCCGAGGAGCACUAUAUGCAACAAAAGGAAGUUUGAACAAAGCAAUAGAAGAUUUUGAGCUAGCAUUAGAAAACUGCCCAACUCACAGGAAUGCAAGAAAAUACCUCUGUCAGACACUUGUCGAAAGGGGAGGGCAGUUAGAAGAAGAAGAAAAGUUUUUAAAUGCUGAAAGUUACUAUAAGAAAGCUUUGGCUUUGGAUGAGACUUUUAAAGACGCAGAGGAUGCUUUGCAGAAACUUCAUAAAUAUAUGCAGAAAUCUUUGGAAUUAAGAGAAAAACAAGCUGAAAAGGAAGAAAAGCAGAAAACAAAGAAAAUAGAAACAAGUGCAGAAAAGUUGCGUAAGCUCUUAAAAGAGGAGAAAAGGCUAAAGAAGAAAAGAAGAAAAUCAUCAUCUUCCUCUUCAAGUGUUUCUUCUGCUGAUGAAUCCAUUUCUUCUUCCUCAACUUCUUCCUCUUCUAGUCACAAACGGCAUAAGAAAAGUAAGAGGAAUCGUUCAGAGUCUUCUCGAAGUUCAAAGAGGCACUGGUCUAAGACAUCCUCCAGUCACAUAGAUCAGAAUAGGAAAGAUGAUUGCUACCCAGUUCCAACUAAUACUUCAGCGUCUUUCCUUAAUCAAAAACAAGAAAUGGAGAAACUGCUGGAAAAGCAGGAUAGGUUACAAUGUCCAAACACACAGGUAAAAGAGAAAGAGAGAUGCCUUCUCACGUCUUCAGUUGAAGUGCCAGAUGAUUUGGGAGGUAGGUCUGAAGACACAAGAGAUUCUUACAAUAACUAUAAAACCCAGGCAGGUAGUAGCAAAACUGAAAAGCCAUAUAAAUCAGAAAGAUAUUUCUCCAGUAGGAGAAAUUCCUCAGAUUCCUUCUAUAGAAAUUCAGAGGACAAGAUGAAAGCUUCUAAUUCUAGGAGAUUUGAAAAGGACACAGAAGGAAGAAAAGAUCACUCUAGGAGGUGGGAGCCAGGGUCUGUGAAGUACUCUACUUCACCAGCAAGUUCGGACUACUCUUGGAAGUCACUUGAAAAACAUAAAAAAUAUACUUCUUCUGGAUCACGUGACGGUAGACCUGAGCAGAGAUACCAGUUCAAUACAAAUCAGGGAGAGCAUGCAUAUGUAAAGGAGGACAGCUGUGGGGAGGGUAACAAAACCAGGGCUCCAGAAGACACACUAAAUAGCAAAGAGCAACCAGAAAGCAGAAUUAAGAAAAACUUACCUCAAAAUCUACUCAAUAUAUUUAAUCAGAUAGCUGAAUUUGAGAAAGAAAAAGGAAAUAAGCCAAGAAAGUGAUCUGCUUAGGAGAUUUUCACUAAAUUUUCAGAAGUCUGGGGAUGCUUUAAUCCUAAGAAACGGUUCUGGGUCUAAAGUUAUUUGUAACAGAUGACAAGUUUCUAGGUUUUGUUUCAGUUAUCCCCUUCAUCAUAGUGCUGCAGGUAUUUGCAGAUAAAGCUCUUACUCUGGCAACUUAAACUUUUCACCCCAAGAUAUUUCCUGAGCACUUUGUUUCUUCAUUGUAUUGUGGUUUGUGAGAACCCUGGGCCUAUCAUAUCUCACUGUUGGAGAGAAAUACGUUUACGCUAAACAGUUGGAUGUUUUAUCAAAAAAUACUCUCUUUUGUUUAAAAGCCAUUAGCUUUUGGGGGGAAAUAUUAUAUGGUUGAAUGUUUCUUAGGUACUGUUUUAUUUUAAGUCGUUUGUUUUAGGCAUUAAAUUUUUUGCACCGUUUCGUUUUUAAGUGAUAAAUUAUGACUUGGUUUACCUCUUAAUGCCUGAUGUAAAUGGUUUGUGAACAUUGUUUUCUUCCCAGCUUAACAAAAUACCUUAAGAAUAAUAAGACCAUGAAAGUUGGUUAAUCAGAGCCUCUUAUUUCCCCAUUAUUAUUUUUACUUAAUGGUUAUCAUCAUAAGAAAAUUUUUAGCUUUAAAUAUUGACAAAACCCUUAGGGAAUUCUAGACAAGACUAGAUGAGAAUAGAAAAUAAUUGUUAGUAAAAAUAGCAGCAGAGAAGCACCCUGUACAUCUGGAUUUUUCUGUCUUAAUAUUGCCAAUGCUUGGAAAGUCAGUAGGCAUGUUUCUAAAUAGGGGAGGACUGGCUUGGGGUUUACUCUUCUCUAUUACUUCCUCUUUAUUGAAGCCUUUCUCUGAAUCCUAGUGAAUGAUAGAAUAAAUUCCAGGCCUCUGAGAUAGCUCAGUAUGUAGAAGUACCAUCACAGCUGAUGGUCUGAGUUCAAUGCCAAGACCCCAAGGCAUAGGGAUAGAACUGACUCUCAAAGCGUGUCCUCUGACAGCCACAUACAAAUGCCGUAGCUACACAAACAGCUAAUGAAGGAAUCAUCUUGGACUUCCAAAGAACAUGUCUGAAUUACUAAAAAUUGAAUAGAGACUCUUGGAGACAUUAGUAGGUAUCGUAGCUGUUGCACUUACAAGGCUCUUCAUUUAGGAUUCUAGAAAGUGUAAAUGGCAAUGAGCUUUUAAUCUCUUGUUGGUCAUUAAGCAGACACCUGCAGACGUACGUGAGGGAAAUAGGGAGUGGCAUAAAAAGAUUCAUUGCAUGUUUGUUUAUAACAGUAAAACACUGAAGUUUUAGUAAUGCUACGUACUAUUCCAAAUUAAAGUGAUAGAAAAAUACUUUAAAAACAGUACAGUAGGAAAAGAAACCUUAAUUAAGAACAGUAAAUAACAGCAGCAGAAAUUGGAUAAUCACUUCAGUAUUAGUUUUUGUACCAAGGAACUCAAUAUAUUAUUAUUAUUAUUAAUUAUUAUUAUAGGAACGGAGGUGGGGGAAGAACAGUGAGCAUCUGUGCCACAUUUAUGGAGAUUGGAGGACAACUUGAGGGAAUCAAUUCUCUUCUACCUUAUGGAUCCCAGGAAUCAAACUUGGGUCAUUGGGCUUGACAGCACAUACCUCUGUCCACUGAGCCAUUAUGCCAGGCCAGCACCAAGGAACUCUUAAGAGUGCUGUAUGUGUUAAUAGUUCCAGUCUUACCUCUCUGCACACCGCGUGAUCAUUGAGAAUCCCUAAUAUACCUUAUAUCUCAACUAUAUCAUCUUACUUUACCUUAGGAAAGUGCCUGUGGGGUAGGCUACCAGAAUUUGGAAAUUACAGCCUUCUUAAUAGGAUUACAUAGGAAAGGACAUGCUAAUUUAAACAGUCUACACUAAUCUAAGCAUCUAGUUCCUUGGGAUAUUUAAGGAGUCAUCAGAGGAAAAAAUAUCAGAGGUUUUAAUUGAUCCUCACUGAUGUCUUCACUUGUUUCUUUCACAUUAAUAUGUACCCUGGCUAGCUUUGUCUUGGUUUCCAUGAGGAGAACUGUGACUUCUGGAUGUUAAGAUAACUCCAGAUCUGCAAACAGAGGGGUUCGUCCUUUGUCUUGCCAUUUAGCGUUAUUACAUACAGUUAGUGUAGUGAUUAAAUGUAAACUUGGAUGCUGGCCAUUCCAGACUAAGGUCUAGUAGUGACUCCAUAGGUAGAAGUUAACUACUUAUAGUACUAUUACUAUGCUUCAAAGCCAGUUUGUUUUGCUUAUGUUACUUCAAUAAGCCUGUAAUAGUUAAUCCCUGUGUAACAAGAAGAAAAAGCAUAGGAAAGUAAGCCUCCUAAUAAACAAAACCCCUGCCUUCGUAGAACACAAAGUUUAAUAUUUAAGUUCCAAAUAACUUACAAAUUAAUAAGUGACUGAGAAUUACAUUAGUAAGCAAAAUGAUAGGAUUAAUCAGUUUUAGAUCUUAAACAUCAUGCAUUUUGGCAGCAUUUAAAGUUAAAAGUGCUCACAGUUUUCUUUGCCAUUUUAGUUAUUAGAUUUAACUAUGCCUUUCUGUUUCUGAAUUAAAAAAGGAUUAUGAGUAGAAACAGAUCUACCACUACUGCUUUUUCAGAAGUACCUGAGUAGUAGUUCUAAGACAAUCACUGUUGUAAGGUUUAAAGGAGAAGUUCCUUUAUAUACCUGAAUGCUAAUAUAUUUAAAAUCUAGCUUUAUAGUAGUAUUUCACACUCUAGUCCAAAAAGUUCAAAGUGCUGGACUUAAAGUAUUAGCUGGAAAAACUAAUUUUAAAUAUAGUAUACAAUAUCUACCUCCAUUGUAAAUUUAGUAUGUUCAAUUUUUGCAAGGUCAGAGUACACAGUCUUAGCAACUUAAGUUGUACUUUAUUUAUGCACAUAUAGAGAUAAAAGUAUAUGUGUACACACCCAUAUAUACACAUACAGUGUUUUUCUUACCAAGGGAAAGAUAAUUAUACUAUCUUUUUGUUACAAAUUAUAACCCAAAAAAAAAGGCCUUUAACAGGUGUGUGUCAGCCUCGGAAAAGAAUUGAGGGAAUAUAGUUGCUUACUUUUUGUUUUUAAUUUUAAAAGGUAAUUUUGUGCUCUGGAGUAAAUGAAAAUUUCCUUAUUAAGACAUGCGGUGAACCUUUAGAAGUGUAUUACUAAGAGAACCUUUUCUAAUCUAAGUGAUUGCAUAAGACAUCUAACACUACAGACAUCAGUGUUCUUGCCCUACAACCCCCCCCAUGCUUUAUCACACAUGACCUGGCUACCAUUCUGCAUUUCCUUCUCUAUGAAUAAACACUAGGGAAAGGCAAAACCAACUGCCUUUAUUCUUUUCUCAAUAGCUGUUUUAGCCACUAUGCAGAACUUUGCGGCACUUCCAAUAAUAUUUUAGUAGGACUGUAUGUAUCAUUAAUAAAUGGAACCCCAGAAAAAGGGAGACUUAACCAUUAAUGAGAUUUUCAUUUGUGUUCAAAAUUUGUACAAGAAAUUUUAAAGAAUGUUUAUUUGCUGGGCUUUUUUCCCUGAGGAGUACUCGAAUUACUGCCAUUGCUAGCUGACCUAGAACUAUUGCUUCCUGUCGGAGACCCAGGGAAGCUGAGCUGUAAUACUUUAACUGAAGCAGGAGAAGCAGGAGAAGCAGGAGAACCUGGGCUCUCAGGUGACCUAGAACAAGAAAGGAUUUACUAUAAACAUAAUGCAAAAUGUACUUAAAUAGACCUUAUUGGCAAAAAAAUCAUAAUUCCAUGAGUAAAGAACAAGGAAAACCAUUAGUGAUAAUAAAAUUUUAAAGUAUGACCAAUUCUUUCAAAAGAAGUACUUCAAUAAUUGUUUCUGUGAGCAAAUUAUUUUCAACUGUAAUCAGUUUCUUAGAAUUGGAAGCAAUAGUUUGUAAAAUGGCAAAAAAAAAAAAAAAAAAAAGGAGCAAGUACUUGAAAAGUAAAAAAGUACAAGAAAUUUAAUAUGUAAUAGUAAAUAUAUUGAGUGGCUUAAAAUACUUAUGUAGAAGCACGCUUUUUAAACUUAAAACACUGUCUUUGAGGAUCCCUUUCUUAUUAAUAUUUUCUGAGAGUUUCACAGACUAAUAAAAACUAGUAAAUAGCUGUCAGCUGUAGAAAUCUUAAAGUCAGCGUCAUCAUUAAUAAAUCUGUCAACAGAGACUUCGUGGCCAUGACUUAUCCCCACUGAUAGGUUUCUGGGUUGCAUUAAGCUAAGUAAGACACCGUAAAUAGAAGCUGGUUACAUAGAAUUUCAAAGAAACAGCUGUAAUUACAAACCUCUGUACAUCUGACUUACCCUUUUACAGUUAAAAAGAUUUAAAUUUUUCCAGAGUUGGAGUUCACCCAAAAUGUUAGCUGUAUCACCUCAGUUUUCACCCAACUCGUACCCCUAAAAUAGCAUUCUAGUUAGAAUGCAUGUGGCUGCAGGGGUCUUGCUGUACUGUGCUUGCAUAGUGAGGUUACUGAAGGUGAGGAGAGUGGGUAGUGUGCUGGCCAGCAGCAUCUGCAAGAGUUGAGGGCCCGCUUUCUAACCUUGCCCUUACCUGACUGAUAACUGUGAAGACUGUGAAGAAGAUCUGGAGCUCGGGCCUUUCACUGUAGGUAGUUCUAACCCAUUCUGGAAGAACAUUUGAAUCAUUAGUCCUGCCACAGUUUAAAAGAAAACUAAUUAGAUACACAGACAUACUAUAUUAUACUCUUACCUGCUCAAAAUAUGUUUGAAGAAUGAUAUGCAUUUCAGCAUUUUCCAUGAUAUUCACUAACAUUUGGUCAAUGUCCCUGUGAAACUGUUUAAUCUCACGGAGUUGAAUGUCUUGUUCUUCCAGUGUUUCUUCAUUUGUUUCUUUCAAAAUACGGAUUUCUCUCCUGAGUCUGCCACACUGUUAAUAACAACAGCCAGAAUAUUACAUAAACCUCCUUUCCACCAGGUUCAGGAAAUGGGGUUUGAGUGCAUUUGGUCCAUGACAGUGAAUGCUAGGGCCAGCUCUAAGAAACUGUCAGCACCUGCUUAGUCACGCGCUCCAUUUUCGGCUGCUGCUCCUCAGUCUCUUUGCGGAGUUGAAGUGAGUAAGUUUGUUUCUCUGCUAAUUUCUCUUUCACAUUAUUUGUUAAGUGUUCUAUAACUUCAAAAGUGUUUUCCAUGCUCUGUAGAAAAUAAAAUAGCACCAUAUUCAUGGUCAGAAUAAAAAAAUGACUUGCCAAUUGCCAGCUGUUCCCUCAAUUUGAAUUAUUUUGUUUGCUUAUAUAUGUACUAUGUUUACUGUAUUAGUAUAUAAGAAGUAGAAUGAUGCUGUGAGGUAGUUUUGAAUGUAAUUCCACUGGGAACUUUAUAGCAUUGGAAAAAAUAGAAGGUUACUUGAAAUUAUCCAGCUUUUAAAGAUUCACAAUUUGUGUCAUCUAUGCCCUUAGUUAUAGAGCAUACAUGACAAAGGAUGCUCUUGUCUUUCUGGGGUUUGCUGUAGUGUCUACUUAGCCUAGAUCUUCUGUUUUAAACCUUGUGUUUACAAUCUUAAUGUGCUCCUUAAGGAAUUCAGUGAGGCCACUGAGUAAUGGUUGGUGGAGAAGUCUUAACUGUCCAGCUGUGGUUGAUAACUAAUAAAGUUAUUGGUGCCUAGCAACAGGA
Messenger RNA from Onychomys torridus (southern grasshopper mouse), 8036 nucleotides. RefSeq names its product tetratricopeptide repeat domain 14 (gene Ttc14). The record is from RefSeq and is a predicted model, not a curated record. The coding region runs from base 127 to 2442 and encodes 771 amino acids. NCBI's taxonomy places the organism in Eukaryota, Metazoa, Chordata, Mammalia, Rodentia, Cricetidae. Gene Ontology annotation, molecular function: protein binding; nucleic acid binding. The transcript has 12 exons.